Messenger RNA from Amblyraja radiata (thorny skate), 699 nucleotides. RefSeq names its product C-C motif chemokine 4-like. Lineage: Eukaryota; Metazoa; Chordata; Chondrichthyes; Rajiformes; Rajidae. The transcript is spliced from 3 exons. The coding region runs from base 102 to 356 and encodes 84 amino acids. Gene Ontology annotation, cellular component: extracellular region. The record is from RefSeq and is a predicted model, not a curated record. Gene Ontology annotation, biological process: immune response. Gene Ontology annotation, molecular function: chemokine activity.
UCUCUCUCUCUGCUUCAGUAUAAAUAGUGGACUGCUUCUAUGUUUCUAUUUACACCGCUUUCCGUGCAUCUGCCCAUCCCGGGUGUGGUUGGGAGCUAGAGAUGAAGGGUCACCUUGUCCUCGGACUCCUUCUCUUGGAACUGGCCCACAUCCGGCUCGCUGGUUCUGCAGCGGUUCCAACCGUCCCUUUCCUGUCAGAGGAAAGACCCAUUGAUGGGCCGAAGGUGGAACUGAAAUGCAUCGCUCCCAGUGUACUGUUCAAAACGAAGGGCGGCGUGGAGAUCUGCGUGGAACCUUCUGAGACAUGGAUGCAGAAAGCACUAGAUGCGCUGAAGAAACGCUUUCAGCAAGGCUAGUACGAAGAAGCCGCCAGAGCCCUGGGACAGAGGCGACUCGUCAAAUACAACAUGUGUCCAGGGCAAUAUCAGCCGGCUAUAAUCGCCGUCUCUGCUUGCAAUAUCAUUCGCUUCAGGCCAUGUAACCGGCGGCCCUGGGCAUAUGUCCUUUCGGCAGUAUAUUUGCAAACCUAUGGUUUACUCUGUCCUUGCUCAGUCUACCUCCCUCUUGGUUCUGGCGAUGCUCGGAGUACUUGCUUCCGCAGUCGGAGAAGAGAGCCAGAUCUAUACACCUAAACAUCAGUAUAAUAAUGUAGAUAAUAAAUUCAGCCAUGCACCUCUCUGUGGCUUGGUAUUAAACGAG